AUGACAUCUCGCAUCUCCGACUUUGCGCCGCUGAAGCGCGCGGCAACGCAAGACUCUCUCGAGCCGUGGCUCAAGAGCGUCACCGUCACCUUUGGCGCCGCCAUGAUCGUCUUCUUCAUUCCCAUUCUCAUUCUCGUGCCCCUGCGCGUGCCGCUGCCGCCGACGCUGGAGGCGCUGCUGCGCUGGGGCCCCGGCGGCGGCGAGCAGUACGAGGAGAUGAUUGGGGCCAUCUACAUCGUCUGGGGCAUCUUCCUGCUGCGCGCGUCGGCGGAUCCGUGGGGCAACGCGCUCUUCCUCGACUUUACGGUGUGGGCCAACGUCGCGCACAUUGGCCUCAUGACGCUCAUGGCCGUGGUGAACGAGGGCGACCGCAUCCAUCUGGUGGGCGACCUUCUGGGCGCCUGGCUGGUCCUGGGCCCCUUUAUAUAUGUUUGGAGCUCGGUGAAGAGAUCGCGCAAGCCUAUUUUGCAGAGAUGA
This is a messenger RNA of Akanthomyces muscarius, 477 nucleotides long. RefSeq lists its product as uncharacterized. The transcript has a single exon. The coding region runs from base 1 to 477 and encodes 158 amino acids. The record is from RefSeq and is a predicted model, not a curated record. Lineage: Eukaryota; Fungi; Ascomycota; Sordariomycetes; Hypocreales; Cordycipitaceae.